Messenger RNA from Lithohypha guttulata, 3285 nucleotides. RefSeq lists its product as uncharacterized. Gene Ontology annotation, biological process: regulation of DNA-templated transcription. Lineage: Eukaryota; Fungi; Ascomycota; Eurotiomycetes; Chaetothyriales; Trichomeriaceae. The coding region runs from base 1 to 3285 and encodes 1094 amino acids. Gene Ontology annotation, molecular function: DNA-binding transcription factor activity, RNA polymerase II-specific; zinc ion binding. The record is from RefSeq and is a predicted model, not a curated record. The transcript is spliced from 2 exons.
AUGGAGGAGAUAGGCGACCCACAUUUCAAACGUGAAAGACCUGCAUCAUACGGGCAGCCUCCAUCGCUACCCAUGCCGCCAACCGAAGCACCACACUUGCAUACCUACCCUCAUCCUGCUCCACAAGGUGCUCCAAUGCACCCUCAUUGGAACCCAGCUCCUUCACCUUACCAUGAUGGCCAUGAUCAUAGACCAAUUCCAGAUGGGCCCCCACCUCAUCACGUCCCUCAUUCAUAUCCACCACCGCAGAACUAUGGUCCUCCACCUCACAGUCAGACACCUACCUACCCACCUGAUCCUGGGUAUAGCCGCCAGAAUAGUGUUUCUGGUCCAACACGUUCGCCGCCAAGUGCACAACCAUCGCAUUACUCAACAACGGUGAAUGGUGCUCCUCAUCCUUCUGAGGCGUAUUACCCUCCUCCUCCUGCUGACUACCGAAGUCGCCAGUCAUAUCCACCCCCUGAGAGUCCUGCAAGUGCUCAGCCUCAGCCUGUCCUCCAUGUACAGACCACUAAUCAUGAAAUAAUGCCCACCCAACCACAACACCAGGGACCACCGCCGGGUUACCCACCACCUCCUUCGUCAGGACCUCCUCCUACACCAGGAUAUUGGCCUCCUCCGCCUCAUGCGGAUUGGUACCAGCAGCAGAGACGAAAACCUGUGCGAGCAGCGCAAGCAUGUGACUCCUGCCGUCAGCGAAAGGCCAAAUGCGAUGAAGGUCGCCCGGAAUGCACACAUUGUAAGGAGAACUCUCUCAGGUGUACUUAUAGAGAUGUUCCGCCUCAGAAAUCUGAGAAGCAGAUGUUGCACAUGACUGAAAAAGUGGAUGGGCUAGCUAGUCAGCUUGAGAGCUAUAUUAGGUCGACUGACGACAAACUAAAUGCGGUGGAUGAGAAACUGGAUAACCUUAUUGCCAGUGUCCAACUCAUUGCUUCUCAAAGAUCAGUAUCCGACUCACGACCCGAGGCGAGCAUACCAAUGACUAAGACUAGAUCUCGACCUCAGACGAAGGAGGAACCUCGCUCAAACUCCUCGGCUCAAUUACACCGGCAUGAUUUCAUCAACGCACCUUUCAUGCAGGGUGGCAUGGUCGAUGCCAACGCUGCGGUACAUGUAUAUACUGCUUCGACACCGAAACAGAGGGGUCCCAUGGGCGCGUCAGAUCUACUCAUGUGGCCUUCAAUUCAAGACUUGGCACCCAAGGACAUAGCUUCGACGUACGUCAUGGAUGGUGAGGCGCAGAGAGGUUUGUUGAGACUCUACGGAUGCGGUGAAGGAGAAGACAAAGGCGAUGGGCACGAUGGUGCGCCGAGUCCUGCUGCAAGCAACAACUCGUCAGGUCGCAUGGACGAGGAUGGAACGAACUCAUCACCUAGUGGGGUGUGGGGAACAGGGCAAUUACCUCAUCGAGAGGGCAACCACCAGCCCGUAUACGACCACCCAGGAGGUGUAACUCCAGGAGGACAAUUGCUACUGGAUCGCACAGCGGUCGACGGGCAUGUGAAAAGUUACCUCGAACACAUGCAUAUUCUUCACCCUUUCCUUGAUGCACGUGUGCUUCGAAAGAUGGUUCAUACAUUCAAGCUCAAGUACAGUUGGGACUUUCCUAGUGUUCCUCGUCUGGCACACAACGUCAUCACUGGGACAAAGAGGAAGAGGGACACAAGUGAGUCACCUAACUCGACGGCGGAUGUUCUACAUGCCGUACCACCUCACAACGGAGUUCGGUCUGGACUGCCGCAGUCUCAAAUUGAACACUCAGUGUCCAACGCUAUUGUAUUGCUUGUUAUUGCUUUGGGCAAGAUCUGUGCCUAUGAGAAGCCGUUGCCAGGCCCACCAAAAAGCUCUUCAGUCACAUCAAACAGUCGGGUGCCUCAACAGCAACCGUUGCUUGGGUACGGCGACUUUCCACCCUCAUCUUCCGCACCAACCUCGCCGUAUACUGGAUCUCACAUCAAUGGUGUGCCUUCUGGAUCUACUGUAUCUGGGUUGCAGGGCAAGAACAUGGAUGUCAUACCUGGAUUGGCAUAUUUUGCGAAAGCAGCGGACAUAUUGGGCGAGCUUCCUGGUGGGGUCGACGUUUCGCACAUUCAGGCCAAUCUACUCGCAGGGCUUUAUAUGGGACAGAUAGCUCGGAUCAUCCCUAGUCAUUGGUAUAUCAACAACGCAUGCAGAGCAGUGCAGAUAUUGAUCAGGUCGGCAGAGUAUAGGGAGAAGAGAAUGUCAGAGGAGCGGCGAAAUCUCAUUAAUUUUGCCUUUUGGAGCUGUUUGCAGCUAGAGAGUGACAUAUUGGCUGAGAUGGACAUUCCUCCAAGUGGAAUCGUCGCAAGAGAGGCAGAUAUGCUGCUUGAGGUCCCUAGUGCUUUGACGAUCGGAACAGCAGAUGUGGAAAGAGAGAAAGAAGAAGUUUCGUCGAACCCGAGAGAAGCGUACCGACGAGAGCAGAACAUUAUUCAUCGACAUUACUCGAACCAGAUACAGCUUAGAAGAACUAUCAACGACGCGGUCCAUAACGUUUACAGCAACACUAGAGAGCCGAGCGAUGGAAAACCUCCACAACUCAUCACGACACUCGACGAGAACCUUGAAAAUUGGCGAAGUUUGCUUGAGCAUGGCUGGAACUGGGAAGACGAAGAGCACGAAAGCCAAGAUAUCAACCACGCUCGCAUGCGAGGCAAAUACUACGGUGCCAAGUACAUUAUCAACCGUCCAGCGUUGCACUAUGCAUUGUCUCUUGCUCAUCCCGCAACACCUAUGAGUCGACCGUCUGAAUCACCACUUGGAGGCAGUUCUCAUUCCGAAAACACAUCACCAGCUGUAUCCCACCAUGUCAGCUCGCUCGCAACAUAUCGUCGAGUGAAUGAAAUGCGGCCACCUCUAUCGCGGAGCGUGGAGAAUUUGGAACCAUGGAUUCGCGACGCAUGUGAGAGAUGCAUUCACGCUGCAAUCAAGAGCACCACGGCGUUCGAUCGUGUGCCUCCACGUCUUGUCGUCACCAGCAUUCUGAGCACAGCACACGCGCAAUUUGGCAACGUGCUUGUACUUGCCGGGACGUUCAAUUCGACCAGCCCUUUCCUGAAGUCGCUCGUACCAGAGGAGAUCCUACGCUUCUUGCUGACACGAACGAUUAGGUUUUUGGAUGACAAAGCACCUAUAUCUCCCGCGCUCGAAGAAGAUGCUCGAAUCUUACGGUUUGUACAGGGCAAGUUGUUCCCACUACGCACAGGCACAACUUCUCAACCACAUAUCAGCAGCGCGAACUCAAGUUUCUCCUCCAAUCGUUGA